CACAGAAGUAAGCGUGAUAAAUAAAUAAACUGGAGCUGCAUGUUUUCAGGAGGAGAGGGCCUGAAAGGGUAUCACAUUUAUAGCAUCGGACUCAGUCACUGACGAAGAACAAGAUGAACAAAUACAGGAAGCAUAUGGCAGAGCAGUUCCUGAGUCAGGCCUUGGGUAUCAUCUGCCUGCUGACUGGAGAGGAAUAUGUCAUUGUAAAGAAGAGGCCCUCCCACAGCAGUAUUCACCGGCAGAACGGAGAGGUGCCUAUAAAGUGUGAUGAUGUUGCUGUGUAUUUCUCUAUGGAGGAGUGGGAGUAUAUAGAGGGACACAAGGAGCUUUACAAGGACGUUAUGAUGGAGACUCACCAAGCACUAAGGACUAUGGAGAUCCCAGGAAAUGAGAGCUCAGAACUAACAGGUCACAGUAAUGAAAAUCUAGACACUGGAGCACCUAGAGAACUUGUACAGAAUAUUCAGCCAGUGGAGACCCCAUCAGACGUUGCUGCAGAUCUAAUAGGUCACAGUGAUGGAAAUCUAGACACAGGAUCACAAAGAGAACUUGUACAGAAUAUUCAACCAUCAGAUGUAUCUUUAAAUUACAUUAAUUUUGACGUAGAUGUUAAAACAGAAGAUCAGAGUGUAACGUGUCAGCUGGAAGCUCCAACACAGGAAAUGUGUGACAUCGACAAUGAAGGUGAUGUUAAGACUGAAGACACACUCAAUGCUGAACAAACAUAUGUUUUGAAUCUCAAUUGUCAGCUGGAAGCUGUGAAGCAGGAAAUCAGUGACAAUAUUAGUACUGGUGAACUCAUAAACUGCAGUAAUCCUAGUCAUGGACUCCAAAAUCCAAAAACAGGAGAUAAAGCAUUUUCAUUUCCUGACUGUGGGAAAUAUUUUACUUUGAAAUCCGAUCUUUUUACUCAUCAGAAAAUUCACACAGAAGAAAAAGCAUUUUCAUGUUGUGACUGUGGGAAAUAUUUUACUCGAAAAGCAGGUCUUAUUACUCACCAGAAAAUUCACAAUAGAUUAAAAGUAUUUUCAUGUCCUGACUGUGGGAAAUGUUUUGCUUGGAAAUCGGCUCUUAUUCAGCACCACAAAAUUCACACAGGAGAAAAAGCAUUUUCAUGUCGUGACUGUGGGAAAUGUUUUACUCAGUCAUCACAUCUUUUUAGCCAUCACAAAAUUCAUACAGGAGAAAAAGCAUUUUCAUGUUCUGACUGUGGGAAACGUUUUGCUCGGAAAUCAUCUCUUAUUAGACAUAAAAAAAUUCACACAGGAUUAAAAGCAUUUUCUUGUUCUGACUGUGGGAAAUGUUUUAUUCAGAAAUCAGAUCUUAUUAAGCAUAGAAAAAUUCACACAGCAACUCACCUCCAUGUAAUAAGUACUCCCUAAUUGACUACGUCUUUACUGACACAUGGGGUUUUGGACAUGAUCAGCACAUGCAACAUUGGCUCCAUAGCAUGGUCGGAUCAUGCUCCUGUCACUUGUGCGGUACAGUGGCCUGACAUUCCUCCUACAACAUACAUUUGGAGACUAGACGACACACUCCUUGACAGGCUCCUUAUCAAGACAGAAUUGCAAAAAUAACUAACUGACUACUUCACACAUAAUGAACCAGCUCAUACAUCCCUGACAAAUAAGUGGGAAGCCCACAAACGUGUUAGGCACGGAGAAUUCCUCAAACAUACAGCGAGACUACGCAAGCAAUACAGAGCAAAACACGCGUCCCUCCUAAACACAAUAACAACCUUAGAAGACAAACAUAAACAAAACCCAUUAGAUGCAAACAUUGUAAAGACUUUAGCACAAACUAGAGCAGACCUUAAACAGCACCAACCGGAGGCCUAUCAACGUAAAAUGUUGACAAUAAAGCAACAAUAUUAUGAGGGAGGAAACAAACCUGGAAAUUUAUUAGCCCGAUCCAUACAUAGAAAACAGCUUAGAUCACAUAUACAUUAUUUAUAUCACCACAUUCUGCGAAUCACCAGGCCUGUAAGCACCAAAUCAACCUUUGACCCCUUCCACAAACUCCUUCGGGGUCAGAUCCUCCCAAGAAAAAUCAAAACGGAGCUGGGAAUCUAUUCCUCUAAAAAAGACAGGAAUAACGCUACCAUCAUCUAGUGCUGCCAAGAAGGACACUUAAAGAUCUCCCACUUGUAACACACUUUCAUCCUCCUCAAACCCAUCUAGCCCAUCUCAUGAUGGACGGUAAUCAGACAAUGAUCAAUGAGCAGGUCCGUAAAGACUAGUCUAUUUACAGCAUAUUAUUAUUUGCGUUAAUAUGGCAAGUAAAGAUGCAGUUUGAUGUUAGUUUAAGUUAAAGAACUGUUAUUACAAAGUUGUAAUUCAUCUUGACUCUAAUGGUAUAAACCACUAGACACGGCUGUACUAGGAGAUAGCUAACCAAAGGCUAUUAGGUUUAUAAGCCCACUACCCCCUCUCCCAACAAAACCCCCGAAUAUCCCCCUCCUCCCUCGUUACUGCUGUGACUAUGUCCUUGAAUAUGUUUGUACAUGCAAAUUGUACUAUAUUGUGUUGUACUUUUAUUCGCAGUUUAUAUUGUGUUGUACUUUUAUAACGUUUGAAAUGUUUGUAAAGUUUUAAUUUCUUCUCAUGGUCA
Bombina bombina (fire-bellied toad) is the source of this 2610-nucleotide messenger RNA. Its product is annotated as zinc finger protein 565-like. Bases 114 to 1382 code for a protein of 422 amino acids. The record is from RefSeq and is a predicted model, not a curated record. The transcript has 9 exons. NCBI's taxonomy places the organism in Eukaryota, Metazoa, Chordata, Amphibia, Anura, Bombinatoridae. Gene Ontology annotation, molecular function: DNA-binding transcription repressor activity, RNA polymerase II-specific. Gene Ontology annotation, biological process: negative regulation of transcription by RNA polymerase II.